Messenger RNA from Manis javanica (Malayan pangolin), 1746 nucleotides. RefSeq names its product keratin 7 (gene KRT7). The record is from RefSeq and is a predicted model, not a curated record. Gene Ontology annotation, cellular component: keratin filament. NCBI's taxonomy places the organism in Eukaryota, Metazoa, Chordata, Mammalia, Pholidota, Manidae. Gene Ontology annotation, molecular function: structural constituent of skin epidermis. Gene Ontology annotation, biological process: intermediate filament organization; keratinization.
UCGCCUCCUUCCCGCCUUUCGUUAGUUAGACGGCCCCAGCAUGUCCAUCCACUUAAGCUCCCAAGUCUUCAGUUCGCGCUCCGCUGCUUUUCCAGGGCGCGGCGCCCAGGUGCGCCUGAGCUCGGCGCGCCCCCUUGGCUUCAGCAGCAGAAGCCUCUACAGCCUGGGCGCCUCGCGGCCGCAUGUGCCCCUGCGCCCCGCUUCCGGGGGCCCGGUGGGCGCCGGCAUCCGCGAGGUCACUAUUAACCAAAGCCUGCUGGCUCCGCUGCGGGUGGACAUCGACCCCUCGAUCCAGCAGGUGCGCCAGGAGGAGCGCGAGCAGAUCAAGACCCUCAAUAACAAGUUCGCCUCCUUCAUCGACAAGGUUCGGUUUCUGGAGCAGCAGAACAAGCUGCUGGAGACCAAGUGGGCACUGCUGCAGGAGCAGAAGUCGACCAAGAGCAGCUGCCUCCCGGGCAUCUUUGAGGCCCAGAUUGCUGCUCUGCGGAAGCAGCUUGACGCCCUGCAGAUGGAUGGGGGUCGCCUGGAGGUGGAGUUGCGGAGCAUGCAGGACAUUGUGGAAGACUUCAAGAAUAAGUAUGAGGAUGAAAUUAACCGUCGGACGGCUGCUGAAAAUGAGUUUGUGGUGCUGAAAAAGGAUGUGGAUGCUGCCUACAUGAACAAGGUGGACCUGGAGGCCAAUGUGGAUGCCCUGAAUGAUGAGAUCAACUUCUUAAAGACCCUCUAUGAGACGGAGUUGGCAGAGCUGCAGGCCCAGAUCUCGGACACCUCUGUGGUGCUAUCCAUGGACAACAGCCGCUCCCUAGACCUGGACAGCAUCAUUGCUGAGGUCAAGGCCCAAUAUGAGGAGAUGGCCAACCGCAGCCGGGCUGAGGCUGAGGCCUGGUACCAGACCAAGUUUGCGACCCUCCAGGCCCAGGCCGGGAAGCAUGGGGACGAUCUUAGCAACACCCGGAAUGAGAUUGCAGACAUGAACCGAGCCAUCCAGAGACUGCAGGCUGAGAUUGACAACAUCAAGAACCAGUGUGCCAAGUUGGAGGCCGCCAUCGCUGAGGCCGAGGCGCAUGGGGAGAUGACACUCAAGGAUGCACGUGCCAAGCAGGAGGAGCUGGAGAGUGCCCUGCAGCGAGCCAAACAGGACAUGGCCCGGCAGCUGCGUGAGUACCAGGAGCUCAUGAACGUCAAGCUGGCCCUGGACAUUGAGAUCGCCACCUACCGCAAGCUGCUGGAGGGCGAGGAGUGCAGGUUGGCCGGAGAUGGAGUGGGAGCCGUGAACAUCUCUGUGGUGAAUUCCACUGGUGGCGGCGGCAGUGCGCUGGCCUUUGGGGGAACCAUGGGCAGCAAUGCUCUGAGCUUCGCAAGCAGCGGGGGGUCUGGGUCCCUCAAGGCUUAUUCCAUCAGGACUUCGUCUGCCACCCGCAGGAGUACCCGCAACUGAGCCCUGGGUGUGGGGUCUCUAUGUUUGGGUGUGGGGUGUUUUUGUGUUCUGUGCUUGGGGACAUCCAUUCCUGAUGGGCAGAGGCACAUAUGAUGGGUACUGGGGAGGGGGUAGGAGGUCUCUGUGUCUGGACCCCCAGGGGGUGAUGAUGGGGCAUGAGUGGGAAGCCCCAUAGCCCCACCUACUGUUGUCGCAAGGGGACUCCCAUCUGUGGUCCUAAAAUUGCAAAGCAGUCUGAAAACUGAUGUCAGAAUAACUCCCAAUAAAGCAGCUUCUUUCUGAGGCCUGGAUGAGCCUCAUGCCCGGCA